UGCGCCGUUGUCGAUUGUCUUUUCAUCGGGGCCUGAUGUGAGUUCAUAUUGUGGGCGUUCACUUACUUCAAGUCACUAUUUUAGCCUCGUCAGACUUUUGAGAGAGCUGACGAUUUUUUUUAAUGUGGCAGGACUACCUAGCAGAUGUUUUGUCGUCACCACAUUUAUCUGAGGCAGGGGUGACAUCUACAAGAUGUACUUUUCCUGCUUUUGCUCCUGAUGUAUCUACGAUGUUCUCGACCUUUUUUAGCCACGAGGUGCCGGUUUAUGUGGAUCGAAACGCCCCCAGCGCUCUUAGCACAUCCGCAUGAUUUCCGGCAAGACAGGAGGCGUCUUGUUUUUGAAGUGGAACAGUAGGGAAUGAAUACUCAGGGGCUUUAGCAUCAGAUACGCAGUUUUAAGUUCUUAUCAGUCUGCUGGGCGACAGACUGUCUUAUUUUUCCUUCAAUCGACCAAAAAGCCGUGCAUAAAAACUAGACUUAGCUCUGCUCGUCAAAAUGUGCACCGGAGAGACUGCAAAUACGAUACAGUCGUUACCUACAUCGCAUUGUGUUUGAGUUCGCCGUUUUCUUUGCCUCCCGAUCGAUUUUUUCCCCGCCAAGAAUGACGCUAGUUCUGAGGGCGAGGAAAUGUGAUGCAAAAGCGGUGAUCAGGUUGAAAAUGAUCAGAUUUAGACCUGUACAAUUAUUGCGCUCACAAUGCCCCGGACUUUAUUUGGUUGCGUGUGCAAUUAAAAGCAAGACUGGGAGCUGCCAAAAAUAGGCCGAGACAGUAAGUAACAUAGUAAUUCGUGCCUGGCUUAUGCGGUUGGCAGAACAUUUUGUUUGCACAAUUCGUCUUUAGCUCAAGGAUCGAAGAUGGAUUUCUCGUUCCUGAACUGGACCGUGGCGAACGGCAGCGGCCAUUUCAUCCAGCACGGCCAACUCUUCGGGACAUUUAACCUGUCGUGCGAUACGCUCGUGUUUGUCGAGACGGAGGAAGAAGUGGAACAGUACAUGUACAGCCCCAUGGAGAAGAUUGUCAAUACUUACAUCCUGCCGAUCAUCAUGGCCAUCGGUCUUCUGUCUAACAUUGCCUUCUUGUUCGUAGUGGCUCGUGUACAUCGGAUGAGGACAGUGGUGAAUGUGUACCUAGUCAGUCUCGCCUUUGCUGAUAUUCUGUUCUUGGGAGCCGCUAUGGGACAGGAGAUUGCCCACUUCGCCAGCUCGCCCAUUGCUAAAGACCAGGGUAAUAUCAACUUCGGCUGCUUCAUCGUCAUCUAUGUGGUCUCCUACAUCGCCUUCUUCACCAGCGAGUUUCUGGUAACAGCGGUGGCCUUCGAGCGAUUCUACGCCGUCUGUCGCCCAAUGAAGGUUUUCGUGGGCAACGCUGACCCGUGGAACGCGUCCAAACUGGUCGUGCUGUCGUGGGUGGUGGCGGCCAUAUUGGCAGGCACCACCGUGCCGUCACAGUGCCGGACCGUCGUCUACUGCAUGAUGUGGCCGACCAUGGAACUCGAAGCCACCCUACCAGCCACCAUGACUGCCUAUCUCUCCGUCUCAGAGGCAGUCUUCCGCUACGCCAGUUUCAUCCAGACUUUUCCCUUCUUUGUCGCCAUGGCGGUCAACAGUGUCCUCUUCGUGCGCGUCAUGCGCGCCAUGAACGACCGGCUUGGCGUCAUCGGUCGGCAGGCGGCCGGCGUGCGGAAGAACCUGGAAGUCCGCAACCAAAUCGCACGGAUGCUGGUCAUCAACGGCGUCAUCUUCUUCCUCCUGAUGGCGCCGUUCCAGACCCUCUCCCUCUACUGGUUCGUCCGGCGUCUAACAGGACACACACGCUACCAAUCCAACAAGCAGUUCGAGGGUUUCCUCCUGUUCAGUCAUCUGCUGACGUACUGCAACUCCGCCAUAAACCCGAUCAUCUACAACGUGGCCAACUCGCGGUACCGGCGGGCUUUCUACGAGGCGUUCAGCGUGACCUGCGGAUCGAGGUGCCGCUCCGACCCGUCCGCUCAGGGUGAGGCGGGCAAGAAAGAUCGGCGUGCUAUCUUCGCUACCUGUAGCUCCAUGAAGACAACCAAUGGGUCCAUGCGAAGCGCCAUGAAAAGCAUCGAUCGGUUGACAACUGAAGAGUCUCGAGCUUAAGACUCCCCGGCCAGUAAUACUCCGUAUAUAGGUAACUACGAAGAGAACUGUUUGAUCAAACUACAGUCAUACCUUCCAUCAACAUUGGGACAAAACUCAUAAAACAAAACUAAAGUCGUCGGAGUGCGCCAAUUUGAUUAGAUAUGUCGAGUAGAUUUGUUAACAAAAACAUGUGGCGUAUUAAACAAAGGGUCUAAUCUGCAGAGAGGUACUUGGGGCCGAUUUUAUGGAGAGGGGCACAUGUGGGCACAGAUUAAAACAGUAAAAAGCUCCUUUUCCCAAAUUCUGAGAGGGAGGUUGAGUGACAGGCCUUGAGCGAGGGGAGGGGCCGCUGUGCACGCCCACUUGCCAAUAGCUCACUUAAUUAUUACUGUAAAAAUUUGAUUUUCGGCAGAAACUUUGAGAUGCAUUUAAGGGUUUGAUAUUUCAGCCAGAACAGCAUUGAUGGAGUCGCUUCUCAGUUACAUUAAGUAAAUUAACUGCAAUGUAAGUCACAGCUUUUGCUACAAAGCCGCUUAUUCACAAUGACGUCACCUUUGUUAUUUGCCAUUGUCUUUAUAUUGAGAUUAUCCCAACCAAAUUUUGUAACUUAUUGUUGAAACCGGUCUUGAAAAAGACCCUCAGACAGGAAGUUUGCUGGCCUUGGUUUAAAAGAGGAAUUCUAACACGAGCAUUGUGAAUAAUAUUUCCCUUAUGAUAAUGUUAACCACAACGUUAAUAGAAACUGUGGUCUUCUUUUGUAUUUGUCCAUAAAAGCUAACUUUUUGCGCGGCAGACUUUGUGACGUGUUUAGAUCGCUUUGACGUGCGUAGAAUUACAUAUUUCGUAUAUUACAAGUUGUCGGUGCAUAAAACAACAUAACUCAGAUUUUACUUUGUAUUUAAACUUAUUUAAAUAUUGAAUAGUGGGACAGUUAAUCGUUGGAAAUGACAAAGCUCCGUUCGGAUCUGUUAUUUUGCACAAUGCAUCAUUCCGAAGGAAAGCGCGCCUUCAAGAGAGAUUUUGGGCAAAACUAGAUGUGUCUUGCAUGCCUUUAAAGAUUUUCGUGCAAUAUCGGCUGUGAACAUUUUGUGAUAAUAAAGUAGUCUGUCAAAGCAUGUGUGUAUA
Molecule: messenger RNA, 3230 nt
Organism: Patiria miniata (bat star)
Lineage: Eukaryota; Metazoa; Echinodermata; Asteroidea; Valvatida; Asterinidae
Product: thyrotropin-releasing hormone receptor-like
Exons: 1
Coding region: 858-2123 (421 amino acids)
Biological process (GO): G protein-coupled receptor signaling pathway
Cellular component (GO): plasma membrane
Molecular function (GO): G protein-coupled receptor activity
Source: RefSeq, a predicted model, not a curated record